ACAAACAUGAAUGAGCGAGGUGUGUGCAAUUCAGCAGGGUGCAGGGAGCUGUAUAGCUAGUCCCAUACGUAUAGUAACACUGGGACCAGAGCAGCUUUGUGGUAACUUUACAGCCCAGUAAUGAAACACGGAUACAAUGGCAUCAUGAUAAAAGCUGAAUGAGCCCCCUUACCUAUCCCCAUCUUUUGUAUUGUAAGUGAUGAUGACUGCAAGAAAACUCAUACCUGCUGAAAUUAGAUCAACUUCUGAAGAAAGUCAUCAGCCCAGACCUAUACCGGGAUACCCUCACUGAGGCACCAUGCAUUCCAGAACCUACUUAUUAUUAGAGAGAGAAUAUCAGGAGCUGCAGGAGGCUCGGCUAUAUGGAAUCUCUGUAAUGCCAGCUACCGACAACUACCUACAGUGGAUAGCCAAAGUGCAGGGAUUGAAAGACUCACUUUGGGAAGGGGCUGUUCUGCAGCUUAACAUGACAUACACAGAAGAAUAUAACUAUCACCCUCCAAGCAUAAUAUUUAAUACCAUCCCAUUCCACCCGAAUGUUGAUCAGAUAACUGGAAAACCUUGCAUAGAUUUCCUGGAUAACCCGGCAGCCUGGAAUCCGCAUUUCACAAUGAGUUAUAUAUUACUAGUGAUCCAGUCCAUGCUCUCCAAUCCCGUGACGGAAAAAGCCAUUAACCUGGAGGCAGCUGACAUGCUAAUGAAUAAUCCAGCCUUGUACAGACGGGUGAUUGUGGACUGUGUAAAGAUCAGCAGGCAGAUUGAGGCUGGCUCAGCACAAGACUGCACCACGUCACCCAGGACACCCACCCCCGACUCGGCACCUGUGCAAAGGAGGAUAAAGCCCGUCUCCUUUGAAGAUUAUCACAGAAACUGGAGUGAAAUUGCUACAUCAAAAUCUACACAAGAUCUCAGAGCUAAGCCAGGAUUGAAAGAACCGGAACCAAGAGCAUUAUACAGGGAAGAUGACGAGAUAAGGAAUGGUAACCGCCUACGCAACAUCGUUUUCUAUGGCCUCGUUGGGAACAAUACAAGAACAAUCCCUACGAAACAUGUGGAGAGAAAGGAUGAUGCUGGUAGCUGUGUGCUCUGCAGACUGUCAGAGAGCUUCAGUUUGGAAUACGCAGACCAUAUAGCGCAUACAGAACCGGAUCCUGAGAAAGGGUCGUAUUAUCACACAGAGCCUGUGACUUCAUACCGGGGAUCCACAUGCGGGGGAGAACCGCAGGAGGAGGAAGUGGACAAUUUGGUGUCCUGGGCUGACACCCUCAGUGCUGAACUACUGGAAGACUGAGCGGACGUUGUAUUGCCCAGACGGACCCGCUCGCUCAGCACAGACCUGGGAGCUGUAACCCACAGACCAGCUGCAAUAAUUACUCUUAUACAGAACACAGCCAACACUUCUAUAUUCCUGUAUAGUGCAUGUAAUUCUCAGUAUAUGUCCCUGAGAGCUGCACCACGGCACCUCUAUAAUAUUGUAUACUGGAUGUAAUUAUAAGUAUACGGUAUUACAGAAGUGCUCCCUAUAUUAUAUCAUGGUUACUGUGAUGCUCUUGUCUUUUAUGGUCGUAACGGCAAUGCUCUAUGCAUUAUAUGGUGGCCACUACAAUGCUCUCCAUGUUAUUUGGCCAUCAAUGCGAUGAUGUCUGUGUUAUCUGGCUUUCACUGCGAUGCUCUCUGUAUUAUCUGGCUUUCACUGCGAUGCUCUCUGUAUUAUCUGGCUGUCACUGCGAUGCUCUUUGUAUUAUCUGGCCAUCAUUUCGAUGCUCUCUGUAUUAUCUGGCCAUCAUUGCGAUGCUCUCUGUAUUAUCUGGCUGUCACUGCGAUGCUCUUUGUAUUAUCUGGCCAUCAUUUCGAUGCUCUCUGUAUUAUCUGGCCAUCAUUGCGAUGCUCUCUGUAUUAUCUGGCCAUCAUUGCGCUGCUCUCUGUAUUAUCUGGCCAUCGUUUCGAUGCUCUCUGUAUUAUCUGGCCAUCAUUUCGAUGCUCUCUGUAUUAUCUGGCCAUCAUUGCAAUGCUCUUUGUAUUAUCUGCCCAUCAUUGCGAUGCUCUCUGUAUUAUCUGGCCAUCAUUGUGAUGCUCUCUGUAUUAUCUGCCCAUCAUUGCGAUGAUGUCUGUAUUAUCUGGCUGCUACUGCGAUGCACUCUGUAUUAUCUGGCCAUCAUUGCAAUGCUCUCUGUAUGAUCUGGCCAUCAUUGCGAUGAUGUCUGUGUUAUCUGGCCAUCAUUGCGAUGAUGUCUGUAUUAUCUGGCCAUCAUUGCGAUGCUCUCUGUAUUAUCUGGCCAUCAUUGUGAUGCUCUCUGUAUUAUCUGGCCAUCAUUGUGAUGCUUUCUGUAUUAUCUGGCUGUCACUGUAUUAUUUAGAGGUCACUGAGAUGUUCCCUGUAUUAUAUGGGGAUCACUGAUGCUCUCUGGUUUAUAUGGUGCUCAAUAUAAUAUUCUCUGCAUUA
This is a messenger RNA of Pseudophryne corroboree (corroboree frog), 2443 nucleotides long. RefSeq names its product ubiquitin conjugating enzyme E2 U (gene UBE2U). The record is from RefSeq and is a predicted model, not a curated record. Gene Ontology annotation, biological process: DNA repair; proteasome-mediated ubiquitin-dependent protein catabolic process; protein polyubiquitination. Gene Ontology annotation, molecular function: ubiquitin conjugating enzyme activity. Lineage: Eukaryota; Metazoa; Chordata; Amphibia; Anura; Myobatrachidae. Bases 299 to 1291 code for a protein of 330 amino acids. Gene Ontology annotation, cellular component: HULC complex. The transcript is spliced from 12 exons.